Messenger RNA from Plasmodium vivax (malaria parasite P. vivax), 3849 nucleotides. RefSeq names its product ATP dependent RNA helicase, putative. Gene Ontology annotation, cellular component: chromosome; cytoplasm; nucleus. The record is from RefSeq and is a predicted model, not a curated record. The coding region runs from base 1 to 3849 and encodes 1282 amino acids. The transcript has a single exon. Lineage: Eukaryota; Apicomplexa; Aconoidasida; Haemosporida; Plasmodiidae. Gene Ontology annotation, biological process: double-strand break repair via homologous recombination; DNA replication. Gene Ontology annotation, molecular function: ATP binding; 3'-5' DNA helicase activity; nucleic acid binding.
AUGCUGAAGUACCUGGAGGUGAAGCGGUCGGGCGGGUCGGAGACGGACCAGUCGGAGGGGAGCGAGGCGGCGAGCGCCUACUCCCUGGAGGAGCUGAAGACGAAGAUGGAGGCGGCGCAGAAGAAGCACUUCGGCUACAAAAACCUGAAGGGCUUCCAAAUCGAAGCGGUGCACGCAGUGUUCCACAAGAGAGACAGCCUCAUCGUGAUGGCCACGGGGAUGGGCAAGUCCCUCUGCUACCAGAUACCCUCCCUCAUGGGGGAAGCCAAGAACAAAUUCACAGUGGUCAUAUCCCCCCUGAUAUCUCUGAUGACAGACCAAGUGGACAGUCUCAACAGGAAGAGAAUCUCCUCCGUUUUUUUGGGAAGCGGGCAGAAGAUGAGCAACGACCAAGUGUUAACAGAAGUGAAGCAUGGCAUUUACAAAAUAGUAUAUUGCAGCCCGGAGUACGCUCUAAAUAAUAAGCAAUUAUUUUUAAUGUUGCGGAGGAGGAUCCUUCUGGUGGCCAUUGACGAAGUGCACUGCAUGUCUGAGUGGGGGCAUGACUUUAGACCCUCAUAUAGGCGGUUACACGAAUUAAGGGAAAUCCUUAUGGGCAUCCCCUUCAUGGGGUUAACCGCAACAUGCACAGGAGAAGUCCAAAGGGAUAUCCUAAAAAAUUUAAAUUUCAAUUUGAAGACUUGCCUCAUAAAAACGAGUAGCGUUAAUAAGAGGAACCUUUUCUACUGCGUUAGGGAAAAAACAAAUCUGUUUAAUGAUCUCCGAGAUGUGCUGGACAUCCCAUGCAGCAAAUCUUUGGAGAGGACCAAGCGUUUUAUUGAUAAUUCAAAAAUAUGCCCCUAUAAUUCUACCCUCAUUUAUGUUAACUCGAAGAAGGAGUGCGAGAGUAUCUUUUCCUUCCUCAAAGAGAAGGGACUACUCGUCCGGAUGUACCACGCCGAUUUGACUAAUGCGGAUAAGAAGGAGGCGCACGAAAAGUUCCUAAAGGACGAAGUGCAGAUAAUCGUCGCGACUGUUGCAUUCGGAAUGGGCAUAGACAAACCAGACAUUAGGAGAAUCAUCCAUUAUGGGUUUUCGCGCUCCUUGGAGGCCUACGUGCAGCAGGUGGGAAGGGCCGGUAGAGACAACAGCAAUGCGGAGGCCAUUCUUUUCUUUCACAUAAAUGAUGAGUCCAAAAUAAAGAACCUCCUUCUAAGGGAAAAUAUCGCCAAUAAUCUAAUCGAAACGAACUUCCAGCGAGUCGAGCAUAUCAUUACUAUGUUUACGGAGGCAUCCGACUACGCCUACUCCACCAUCUGUAGGAGGAAAAAAAUCUAUGAGUACUUUGAUGAGACUCCGGAGAGUUGCUCGGAUGUGGACGUCUUCGAUGAGGAGGCCAACUGCGGCGUCUGCUUUUAUGUGAAGAAGUAUGCCAUGUACCUCUGCGCGAGCUGCGACAAUUGUGCGUACCACUUGGGGGAGAUUCGGGGGAGCGGCCCCAAUGUGGGCAACCGAAGCAUCGGGGGAACAAAGCUUGGCGGCAUUUCAAUUGGUGGCAUUACUGCCGGUAAGGGGAGUGAGGCCCCCCUCGCUGGGCCCACAGACCUGGGGGUGGACCUCUCCGAGGAACUGAAAACGCUGCUGAGCUGCAUCUCCUCCCUCAGGGGGAGAACCGGAGUGGGAGUCAUCUGCAAAGUGCUGGUAAAAAGCAAAGAAGCCUGCAUAGUUAAGAAGGGCUACCACAACAUUAAGGAGUAUGGCGAGGGGGCACACAGAAGCACCAGCUGGUGGUCCGCUUUUAUAAAAGUAGCCAGAAACGACAAAUUUGUGAAGGAGACGUUAGUCUACAGCAAAGAUGUGAGUUACCUCAGUGUAGGGGUAACGCCCAAGGGCGAGGCCUUCAUUAAAGAUUCGGGGCAAAAGUACACCGUUAGGUUGCCCUUCUUUUUGAUAGACAAGGAGAAGAAGGGAAAGGCAGGCAAAGGGGCGAAGAAGGCCACCUCGUUUAGAAGUACUAAUGAGUCCUUUGGUCAUUCGUAUGAUGAGGGGGCUACUCAACGCAAUAGGGGCAGCACCUUCGGGGAGGACUUCACCCACAGGGAAAGGAGAAACUAUGUAGACGGGGAGAGGAGAAACUAUGUAGAGGGGGAACAAAACCAACUGGAGGGAGAACCCCGCCCCCCUCUCCUGAGCGCCACUCACCGUAGUGCCCCCCACCAAACGGAAGGAGUCUACCCCAUAACGCAAGCCAACGUAGAAAGGAACAACCCCACCCCCGAUGACAAAUAUGGGUACUUCAACGCAGAUAAGAGUCAAUGCCAUAGGGAACACCAGUACAGGGAGGAAAAACUAACAGAAGAAAAAAUAAAUGAAUCCAUUAUGAAGAUUUUACUUAGAACCAGAAUUAUAGAAGCUAGGCAACAGAACAUCCCUCCCUUUCAGUUGAUAUCUGACCAGCCUCUAAAGGAUAUAUGCCACAAGCGACUGACAUCUGUGCACCUGAUUAGGAAGCACGUCGAUAACAUUUCCCCCGUUUGCCCCAACUCCUUUUUGGAGAAGCUCAUUUCAGGCAUCAGGGGCUUUUGCCUGCUACACGAUUUAGAUACGAAUAUAAAUCUGGACACAGCUAGACAGGAUGUGGAUCCGGCUAGCCAAAAUGUGGGUUGGACUAGCCAAAGUGCGGGUUGGGCUAGCCAAAAUGCGGGUUCGGCUGAACCCGUCGGAAGGGGGGUGUCCAGCCUGAACAAGUUUUCCAGCCUAAUUUCGUCCUUCCAGUAUGACCACAGGAGGGGGGUGGGGGGAGGCCCCUCCCACGGGGGCGCUGCUUACGGGGGUACUACUUACGGGGGUACUACUUACGGGGGUACUACUUACGGGGGCGCUGCUUACGGGGGUACUACUUACGGGGGUACUACUUACGGGGGCACUACUUACGGGGGUACUACUUACGGGGGUACUACUUACGGGGGUACUACUUACGGGGGUACUACUUACGGGGGCGCUGCUUACGGGGGCACUACUUACGGGGGCACUACUUACGGGGGCACUACCCACAGUAGACACUUUAACGGUGGCGCCAAAACCGACAUGGCAGUCGGCGUGGGAGGAAGUUUCACUGCCCACCCAGGCGGGGGGAAGACGCCCCUCGAGUGUGAAACAAACCGCCUGCGGAGUGAUCCCCCCGAGAAGGGCAGCAGAAAGGAGACCACGCUGAGCCCCUUCUGCCCCACCGCGGAGGCGCCCAGCCAGCUGCACCAGUUCAGCGGCAACGACAAAAGCAGGCUACUGGAUUUUUUCGAAGACGAUUUUAAAGUUGUAAAGGGGGGUAGCCAGUUGGAGGUUAGCCAGUUGGAGGUUAGCCAGUUGGAGGCCAAUCGGUUGGAGGCCAGCCAUUUGGAGACCAACCCAAACUGGCCGCUCACGAAUUGCAAAAAGGCGCGGCAGGCCCCCAUCGACCUGUCCAACUACACCUUCCAGGAUGAGGUGUGCAGAGGGAGCAACUCAGCGCAACCCAUGCAGACCGCCCACGAGGCGCCCAAGCCAAGUGAAGCAAUCAUUUCUCCCAACCGAAUUGACGCCAUUACCCGUUUGAGCACCCCGGGGGAACAUGCAAACGGAGGUGCUACACGGACAGGCCCAAGUGCGUGGGCAUCACCCCCAGAUGACCCCUUCACAGAACCCUUCCGCGUCGGUAAAACCAUGGGGGAGAAUCACAUCGGUGUCUUAAAUGACAAAAAAAAAAAAUUAGAUUUGAUCGAUUCGUUUUCAUAUGACUAUAAAAAAAAACAGGACGAAGACAGCCUGGGGGGGGUUCCCGGCGGGCACGGUGGCGCUUCUUCCUUUCAGGAUUUGAAACGACGCCGAUUUUAA